Danio aesculapii is the source of this 1635-nucleotide messenger RNA. RefSeq lists its product as uncharacterized. Gene Ontology annotation, molecular function: MHC class II protein binding; protein tyrosine kinase binding. The record is from RefSeq and is a predicted model, not a curated record. The transcript has 8 exons. Bases 65 to 1468 code for a protein of 467 amino acids. Gene Ontology annotation, cellular component: membrane raft; external side of plasma membrane. Gene Ontology annotation, biological process: T cell activation; positive regulation of ERK1 and ERK2 cascade; interleukin-15-mediated signaling pathway. NCBI's taxonomy places the organism in Eukaryota, Metazoa, Chordata, Actinopteri, Cypriniformes, Danionidae.
AGUGCAUGAGGGUUUUUAUUUUUUGGGUGGAAAUUUGCUACAAGAAGAUAAAAGAAAAAGAAAAAUGACACCAACAGGGCUUGUGAUGGUUUUGGUGUUGGCGCUGGUUUUUGAGGGUGGUCAGUGCCAGCACCAUGAAGUGUUUGUAGCUGAAGGUUCAGUAGCUGUGCUGCCAUGUGUGGAUGGAUCCUCUUCAGUCUCACAUCCUAAUGCAGUCUACUGGAGCAAGGUAGUCGGAAAUUCACAGAAGACAGUGUGGCGACGAGAGAAGAGCGGGUUAGAGUUUCGACCACUUAGAGACCUAUCACGUGCUAAAUGUCCCGUUCCCAACUUUGGAAAAGCUGAUUAUAGCCUUCACAUUGCCGAAACGAAACUAGCAGAUGGAGGAAAGUACUUUUGUGAAGUUGAAGGAAAGACAAAGAUGCUGAAGGUCAUCAUGCUGAGAGUUAUAAAAGCAUCAAUUUCUCCAUCUAUUGUGGUUGAGGGUUUAAGAAUGGAGGCAAUGUGCCAUGUCAGUCCUGAGACACCACAUAUAAGUAUUAAAUGGAAGCAAAACGGCAAAUUCAUCAACAGUCCGAUUAUCUCCUCAGUCUCCCAAAGAGAUGCAGGAAAGUGGACCUGUCAGGUUUCAUACAACAAUAUGAGAAUGGAGGCAACCACGACCCUACAGGUCAGAGGGAUCUCCUCUCCUCAGAAUGACUCUUUAGUGUUUUAUGGUUCGGUCGGUUCCUCGAUCUCCUUGCCCUGCGUCUUUACUGAUGGUCUGAUCCCAAACACAGUGAACUGGAUGAGAGUAUCUGCUGCCACAAACUCUCCUGUUCUUCUGCCGCAUUCAGCAUUCAACUCAUCCUUUGGGUUGAUUAAGAGAGUGGAGCUUGGAGAUGAAGGGACGUAUACGUGCUCAGGAUUGAUGGGAUUGAACGGAGGAAAAAUUAAACUGCAAAGAACAAUGAGGCUUGUAGUUGCUCGUGUAUUGAGUUCCUCCAGCGACCCCAUGAUCCUGAUGUGCAAUCUCAGCGACUCCCGCCAAAUCACCUCCUAUGAAUGGCUCCGUGUGAAUUAUGGACCAAACAACACUCAAAGGGUGACCACUGUUCAAAGGACCAAAAACCCCAGCAUUCGAGUGACAGAGAAAGAUGCUGGCGAAUGGAUGUGUCGCUAUUACGGCAAUCAAGGACUAUUGGGGAAUGUGACGUCUCAUUUUUACACAAUGGGUGCACUUAAGAGUGAAAAUUCAAGUUCUGGCAAUAAAACGGCUAUGGUGAUGGGAUUAGGGUUUUUGUUCAUGGUCAUAUUCCUGAUUUUGUUCCAGAUGUACAGAAACUAUCGUCGGAAGCAGAAGAUCCAUCUUUACCCGGCGAUGGAAAACAUCGUCCAUCAGACCAUCACUGAACGCGAGUGGAAGGAAAGAAGCAGGGAAAAAAGAGCCGAAGCUUGUGUUGGAGAACCAAAAUCAGUGUGUGUUUGAAUGUUAUUUUUUUAAAUAUGUAGUUUGUGCAAAGGGCAGAUGCCUGUAUGUUACUUUAUGUGGAUGUGUGUGUGUGUGUGUGUGUGUGUUUUAAAUGCAGACAACUGUAGCAGUCCAUUUAAACUGUAAAUAUACUACUGUUAAUUAUAAUUUUGUAUAAACUAUUU